AUGUCGGAGCCAGAAUUCCCUGAGCAAAUCGACAGAAUGGUAGGAGGACGAAUGGCUGCAUCGGUUCACUGUGAAGGAGUAAAGAUGUCCGCACUUCUGGACACUGGAGCAAUGGUUAACCUUGUUACGGCAGCCGCUAUUCGAAAAUUACAACAGAAGCGGGGCGAUAGCUACUUAAGUGACAGAAUUAUUCAAACGAACCUAAGCUCUGCUCGCGACUCGUCUGAGAACACGACGAUGAUAUCGGGAAGCGUAGUUCCGAUGAUUAGUUGGUUAAACGAGAAUGAUGUAAUGGAGACGAAGACUUGGACUUGGGCACGAAUGCGUUGGAUGUCCGCACUUCUGGACACUGGAGCAAUGGUUAACCUUGUUACGGCAGCCGCUAUUCGUAAAUUACAACAGAAGCGGGGCGAUAGCUACUUGAGUGACAGGAUUAUUCAAACGAACCUAAGCUCUGCUCGCGACGCGUCUGAAAACACGACGAUGAUAUCGGGAAGCGCAGGUCCGAGGAUUAGUUGGUUAAACGAGAAUGAUGUAAUGGAGACGAAGACUUGGCCGUGGGCACGACGUUGGCUUCGUCGAAGAAGUGGGGCAAAGAGACGUUAA
Gongylonema pulchrum is the source of this 606-nucleotide messenger RNA. Lineage: Eukaryota; Metazoa; Nematoda; Chromadorea; Rhabditida; Gongylonematidae. The record is from the annotation of a GenBank genome assembly.